AUGUCUGCAGUGCCAUCACAGACUACAGAACAAUCGCCUCAGCAAAGACGCAAGCCUCCGCGUCUUGCGCAUAAAAAGUCCCGCACUGGGUGCCAGCGAUGUCGGAGUCGCAGAGUCAAGUGCGACGAGGCCCGGCCCGUCUGUCGCGACUGUCACCGACAUGACGUUGCGUGUGUUUAUGACAGGUCUGAAGGCUUCACCCAGGCAGGACCACCUGCAGCCCAAGUGGUCUUCAUCCAGCCUGUCGAACCCAUACGAGGGCAUUCCCCUGCCUUCAGGUCCAGCCACGAUGAGCAUUUAGAGCUGCGACUCCUCCAUCACUUUACUGUAGCGACUACCUCGACAAUACCAUGGACCCACGUGCCCCAUAUCAAGGAACGCUGGACGGUCGACGUCCCCCGACUCGCAUUCACCUACAGACCACUGCUGCAUGUCAUAUUCUCAAUUUCCGCGCUCCACAUGGCCAAGUCCGAGCCAGGCCAAUCGCAUUUACUAGGUAUUCACCGAGAAUACUUCGAAGAGGCGCUCCGCGAGCACAGACUCUCCGUCCAGGGCAUUACCCGAGAUAUCGCCGACGCAGCAUGUUUCACAACAGUCCUUUUACUAAUUGACGUGUUUGCCACAUUGCAAGAUCGACCACUGCAGCCUUAUGAACCACCGCUAGAAUGGAUGCACCUGGUCCGGGGAUCCGAAUCGGUGUUUCGUUUCGCUCUCGAUACGAUUCGAGACAACCGCUCUGCCAAAAUCUGGUCUAUUAUUGAGAGUUUCCCGCCAGUCCGGAAUGCAGUUUCGAAUUUAAGCGCAGAGGACUUGGAAUUGUUUUCCUACCUCGUACCAGACUCGGGCAGUGAGGAGGAGAAAGAAAUCAAUAUUUAUAGAGAAACAAUCGCAUAUAUAACCGCCACCCGCCUCGCUAUGGAAUCAAACGAGUCUUCACAAAUCACCGCGCGACAUAUCAUGGUCUCCCCCCUGCUUGCACCGGCUGAAUUCAUUGGUCUUCUCGAAGACAAACGACCGCGCGCAUUGGUCAUGCUAGCGCAUCUUCUUGCUAUGGCUGCGCCGCUGAGUGAUAGGUGGUGGAUUGGACAUACGGGGCAUAGAGAUGUCUUUGCGAUUCGCGAUAUGCUUGGGGAGGAGUGGGGGGGGAUGAUGGAGUGGCCGGUUGAGGUUGUUAGCCAGCGGUGUUGGAUUUGUAGAAAUGAUCAAGCGUCCUAA
This is a messenger RNA of Aspergillus puulaauensis, 1215 nucleotides long. Its product is annotated as Zn(II)2Cys6 transcription factor. NCBI's taxonomy places the organism in Eukaryota, Fungi, Ascomycota, Eurotiomycetes, Eurotiales, Aspergillaceae. The coding region runs from base 1 to 1215 and encodes 404 amino acids. The transcript has 2 exons. The record is from RefSeq and is a predicted model, not a curated record. Gene Ontology annotation, biological process: regulation of transcription by RNA polymerase II. Gene Ontology annotation, molecular function: zinc ion binding; DNA-binding transcription activator activity, RNA polymerase II-specific.